This is a messenger RNA of Amoebophrya sp. A25, 802 nucleotides long. NCBI's taxonomy places the organism in Eukaryota, Dinophyceae, Syndiniales, Amoebophryaceae. The record is from the annotation of a GenBank genome assembly.
GCUCGAGCAUCACCAUUUCAAUGGCUCCGACAAAGUAACGACUCCGACCAUCGAAAAAAACGUAUUGAUCUAGCAGUAGCCACUGCAGCAGCAGUGAGACUGAAUGGGUACGCAUUUUACAAUUAUCAGAGACAGCAAGAAGGUUCCCGCAUUGAUCUCGAUGCUGAGCGCUCUGUCCAGGCGACGCAACUCUGGAAUCCACAGACAGUUCCCCGCAUUGAUGGUGGAAGAAGCAGGUCGCAACCACUACGUGUCACAUACGCUGGAGAAGAUGUACUGCUUCUAAGAGGUUUUUCGAUCUGGGAUUGUUGUUCUAUUUGAUGUAAGUGCGUCUAUAUUUAUUGUUUACGUAACUUUUUUGCAUCGUCACCUACCUGUUAAGUUCUUUAGGUUCUACUUUCUCUUCACAACAAGGGAUGCGCACUUAUUCUUUCUGAAUCCAACAGGAGCUAUAGUCGAUCAAACAUUUCCUAUUCUUUUAUCCCCACAACAUCGUCGCAACAAACAGGUAACUGAUUUGAUUCAACGCCUAGACGCAACAGAGCAGUAUCACACUGGAGUAGUGAAUCCUGGAAACCGGUUCCAACCCGGAGGAGGCUUCACGACAGGUGGCAGACAUGCUCUAGAAGAAGCACUUUGUGUGCAGUCUACGUUGUAUCAAAGCUUGGCGCACGCGACAGGACACGCGUCUCCUCUGGGGCAUUUCGAUGUGAUAGUUUCUCCUUUUGUCGAAUUUUUUCGUGCCGCUCAAGACUACAGUUUUUUACGGGAGACGCGCACUGUGACCGUUUUCACGAUGACG